Molecule: messenger RNA, 1254 nt
Organism: Bactrocera oleae (olive fruit fly)
Lineage: Eukaryota; Metazoa; Arthropoda; Insecta; Diptera; Tephritidae
Source: RefSeq, a predicted model, not a curated record
ACCAUUGAACAUCAAUUGGCGAUGUGUUACUUUUUGCCACUCUCUUAAAAUAUAUAGCAAAUAGUUUAAUAUAUGCAUAAGUAAACAAUAACAAGUCGUUAACACGUGUGCUCUUAGAUAACAGGAAGGUUGGGUAAUUAACCGAUAUGUGGAACGUAGUUUAGCCGAUUAUUAUCGAUUAUUUUAUUUCUUCCAUAUCUAUAAAUAUUUGCGAAUUAGAGUUCUUCAAAAUGGUUGAUACAGUUCAUAAAGAAUUUGUACAGGCGUUUAUUAAUUUUUUGAAACAUCCGAACACUUCUCAAAAUUUGUCUUCAGAUUGUAGAGAGAGUGUUGAUGUCGCAAUUCAAUGUCUUCAAACUGCCUUUGAUAUAUCCGAUGACUUAGGGUUGCAAUCCUCUCUAGCUUCGGAAAACCACAGUGAGCAUGAACAAAAAGGUGGUGUGGAUAUUUUUGAGAUAUUUCAAACUUUGUUUAUUGAACGUAAUCCAAAAGCAACACAAAUGGCUGAGUCAUUUAAAAAUGAAGGUAAUCGGCUUAUGAAAGAAGGAAAGUAUAAUGAAGCUCUGUUGAAGUAUAAUCGUGCAAUAUGCUUUGAUUCAAGGAAUGCAAUUUAUUACUAUUGUAAGACAGCAUUAUUGUAUAAACCUACAUAUGGCAAAGCUUACGGAAGGCUUGGUAUAGCAUACUCUAAUUUGAAAAAAUACUCUGAAUCACAACAAGCUUAUGAAAAGGCAAUUGAACUGGAACCAGAAAAUCAUGACUAUCGUAACAAUUUGGAAGUAGCUCGGGACGCCGCUCAAUUACGCGAUUCCAUUCCUCAGAUAUCAGAUAGUAUUAAUUCUAUGCUAUCAUCGCAAGCAAUUCGUAAUUUAGUUAACGAUGCUGACAUAGAUUUGGGACAAUUGCAGGCUUUGAGCCAAGAUCCGAUUGUAAGAAAUGCAGUUCAACAACUAUGUUCAGGGAUACCAGCAAAUAGUAAUGAUCCGAUGGUUUCCACUUUACUUCCCAACAGUAUGUUACAACUUUUUCAAUCAAUCGCGAGCCAAAUGUCGUCAACUCAAGGAGAAGGUAGUUCGAAUGACAGACCAAGUUCAAACACGGAUUCUCAUCCACCUGCUAUAUAAAAGUCGACUGAAGAUAGAAUACCGUGGCUCUCGUGCUCGAAUACGGAUAGCCCGAGGUUAUAUUAUAUAUUGAUAAGGUUGAAUAUAAUAUGAUGUAUUAAUUCAGUUGUAUUAAAAACUUAAAAUUUUA